Molecule: messenger RNA, 1744 nt
Organism: Anopheles gambiae (African malaria mosquito)
Lineage: Eukaryota; Metazoa; Arthropoda; Insecta; Diptera; Culicidae
Exons: 5
Coding region: 114-1466 (450 amino acids)
Biological process (GO): axonemal dynein complex assembly; cilium-dependent cell motility; regulation of cilium movement
Cellular component (GO): axoneme; axonemal dynein complex
Source: RefSeq, a predicted model, not a curated record
UCAACACGCAGUAGGCGUUGCGAAAUGGUCCUACACUCAUCUGCAUCUACUGCCGGAGCCGUUGGUAAAUCUGUCAAUCUGCGGUUAGCUUUACCCUACAUCCUGCUCCUGCGAUGGAUAACGCAGAUCAAGAAAUCGAUACCAAGCAGGAGGAACUGAGACGCAAAAAGCAGGAAAAGCUGCUCGCCAAGAAGGCCGCUGCACGGGAAGCACAAAAUCAACUGUACCGGGACCACCUGAAGCGCGAGCGAGACUUUUCGGACCAAACCGAGCGAGCGUUCUUUGCGGACUGGGAAACGCUCUGCGCGCAGGUGCAGUCCGGCCAGCUGGUGGAAGAGUUACGCCAGCAGCAGCAAUGCUUUGGGACGGUUUUUGACCGCAAAAAUGAAUGCAUCCGUCGGUUGGUGGGCGCACAGGAGGAGGUUCAGGAGAUACACACGAAAUGUUUGGCCCGGCUGGGGAACGUACUCGACUACUACAUCCGGCUCAAGGACUUCCUGACCGCAACGGUGCUGGAGCAUUACGAAAGCGAGAGCCAAAAGCUUCUGAAAGAGUUCCGCGAAGAAGUCGAAAGCAAAGAGAGCUUCAGCACCUCCCAGAUGGAGUUGCUGGAUGCUUCACUUGCGGAACUGUUGUCCAAAAUGAAACAAGACGAAUCGAACGAUCGUGAGUGGUUGCUUGCGGCCAACAACCAAAACAUAAGUGCACAAGUGGAAAAGUGCGAAAUUAUUCGCGAUCAUAAGUUCACCGAAAUGAGUGCCCUCUACCGGCAGCUGCGGGCAACACUUGACGACUACUUCCAAACCGUGCUGUAUCCGGAGCGGCAAGCCGCCUACCAUGGGCUCGUCCAGCGCACCGAAGAUGAUGACAAGAUCUUCAACAAGAACUGCUGUGAGAUGGCGGUACUGCAGAGCAAGAAGACACAGCUUGAGCAUACGCUCAAGCUGGCCCGCAUCGGGGCAAGAAGAAAGCUACGCACCCGGCACAACUAUCGGCGACUGCUGGAGAUGAAGGUGCUGCUGCUGAAGAAACAGCAACAGCAGCUAGACGACGAACAUCAGCGCUGCCUCAAAUGGAUCUGUUCCUUCACGCAUCAGCUUAGGAAGCUGCUGGCGGAGCAUUUUGCUUGGGGUGAAAGAAUUGCCAAAAUGGCACUGAUCUGUACGCAGUACGAGACGGAACAGGAUCAACGGUACGCUGCCAGGUGGUACCAGCCGAAACCGGAUGCCGGCAAGCGGCUGCAUCAACCAGAAGCACACGACGGUACGUUUGAUUACUUGAUUCACAAAAUUAACCGUGUGGAAGCGAUCAACAUUGUGCUGCGGGAGGAAAAGUUCCGUUUGAAGCGCGAAAAUGAUGAACUCCAAACCAAAUUCAAAGCCUACUGUGGACUGCACAACAUCACCGCUCCGGAAAAGCUACACCUGUGUGGUCGCGAAGCAGACGAACGUACGAGUCAUCCGUGAAUAAUGUCGCGAUAGAGGCGGUUACAUUUAACUGCGCUUAUCUUUAGUUUCACUUAGCUUUUAUGCGUUUGGAUGGUUGGCUUUUAGUUCCAGAUUCUCCAAAUUUUAAGUGUUGCUGUACCUUUUUGUCGGCUACACAUCCCGCCCAUUAGAUUGUGCAACUCACCUGACGGCAUCCGGUGACACAUCUACACCAUUCGAGGCUCAUCAUGCUUCUGCAGCACAAACCAGAUUUAUCACAACAUGACUCCGUCGGUGGCUGUGUCCACCUGAAACCA